Messenger RNA from Plasmodium vinckei vinckei, 216 nucleotides. Its product is annotated as ribosome associated membrane protein RAMP4, putative. The transcript is spliced from 3 exons. The record is from RefSeq and is a predicted model, not a curated record. Gene Ontology annotation, biological process: endoplasmic reticulum unfolded protein response. Gene Ontology annotation, cellular component: endoplasmic reticulum. NCBI's taxonomy places the organism in Eukaryota, Apicomplexa, Aconoidasida, Haemosporida, Plasmodiidae. Bases 1 to 216 code for a protein of 71 amino acids.
AUGAAGGUACCAACCAAUAGAAAAAUAGUUAAAAAAGUCGAAACAUUUGAUAACAAUAUAACAAAUCGAGGAAAUGUCCCAACUUCAGUUUCGAAAAAAGGAAAGAAAUAUCCAGUAGGACCCAUACUACUUGGAAUAUUUAUUUUUAUUGUAAUCGGAUCAGUUGUUAUUCAAAUUUUGAAAAUAUACAACAGAUCAAAUAGCUAUUAUUAUUGA